Molecule: messenger RNA, 1580 nt
Organism: Pelagomonas calceolata
Lineage: Eukaryota; Pelagophyceae; Pelagomonadales; Pelagomonadaceae
Source: the annotation of a GenBank genome assembly
GCUUGAGCCCCAGCUCUGCGUCCAUGCACGAUUGAAUAGCCUUAAGACUGGUAAUUUGCACGGAUGUCCAGUACGUUGCAGCAUCAAUGGGCGAAGGAUAGACUGCUGUGAUCACUGCUGAGCAAGCACCAUGCGACGCAGCACGCUGCUCCUGCUCGCAGGCGUGCAGGUCACGGCCUUCGUCACGCCGGGACCGCGGCGGGUGCGCUAUCGAUGCAACUUCCCGCGAAGGACGAAGGACGACGACGCGAUCACCGAGACGCCCUUCGCGGCCGCCCCGGAGCUCGGUAUUUUGGCGCGCGCGGCUGUUGUGGGAGUCGCCACGGGGACCUGCGUCACGGCCUUCAAGCUGAGCAUAGACGCCGUCGACACGACGGCGUACAACGCGUACCUGAGCUCGGUCUUUUCCGCGGGCGGCGCGCUCGCGGCCUCGCCGGCGGGCAGCGCGGCGGUCUACGCAUCCAUCCCGGCGCUCGGCGGGUUAGGUGUUGGACUGUUAAGGUGCAUCACGCCGGACUUUGAUAGGCCGCCGUCGAACACGACGUUCGCCGGCGCCUUGUCGCAGGCCGCGGCGGCCGUCGCGACGCUGGGCACGGGCAACUCGCUGGGGCCCGAGGGGCCCGCCGUGCGGCUGGGCGCCACGGUCGCGGCUCGCGCGUCGGGGACCAUCCGGGGCGACAAGUACCGAGGAAGGAUCCAAAAAGUGCUCACGGGCGCGGGCGAGGCCGCGGGCGUCGCCGCGGGCUUCUCGGCGCCCAUCGCGGGCAUUUUUUAUGCCCUCGAAGUGUCUUCGAGGGACGAUCGUUCCGCGGACGGCGCCCUUGUCUUGCCGAGAGCGGCGGUGGCGGCGACGGCGGUCUCAUCAGUCUUGGCUGCUCUCGUAGUGGAGCAGGCGGGGCCGAGCGUGCAGUUGAGGCUGCCGUCGCCGGAUUAUGGUGGGAUUUCCCUGGCCGCUCUGGGGUUGGAAUUGCCUUUGUAUCUGGGCCUCGGCGCGUUGUGCGGCUUAGUUGCUUUAGCAUUGCAGAACGCUAUUACCUAUUCGGAGGAGGUGUGGAAUGAAAACGGUGCCAUCGGGAGUGUCGUACCGGAAAGACUGCGGCCGGCGGCGUGCGGCGCGUUAGCGGGUGCGUUAGGCGUCUACUGCCAGCCCGUCCUCUUCAACGGCUACGCGACUUUGAAUUCUAUAUUACAAGACCAGGGCGGCGACGCCGCCACUCUCUUAACCUACACGCUGUUGAAGAUUAUAGCGACGGCGGCGGCGGUCGGCGCGGGCUUAGUGGGAGGCUUGUUCGCGCCGUCGCUCUUCCUGGGCGCGACGGCCGGCUCGGCCUACGCGCAGAUCGCCUCGCAGCUCACGGAACUCAUCGGUGUGGACCCGAAUUUUUUGACGACGCCGGCCUGCGCGACGGUCGGCGCCGCUUCUGUUUUAGCGGCCGUGUUUCGCGCGCCGCUGACCGCAGCCAUGCUCCUGUUCGAGCUGACGCGCGACUAUGACGUCGUGCUGCCGCUCGUGGCGUCGGCGGGCGUUGCUGCUUUAGUUGUGGAACUCAACGGUAGACCAAGGUAAAUAUACAGAGAAU